This is a messenger RNA of Cladophialophora psammophila CBS 110553, 489 nucleotides long. RefSeq lists its product as uncharacterized. The record is from RefSeq and is a predicted model, not a curated record. Gene Ontology annotation, biological process: endosome transport via multivesicular body sorting pathway. Gene Ontology annotation, molecular function: ubiquitin protein ligase binding. The coding region runs from base 1 to 489 and encodes 162 amino acids. Gene Ontology annotation, cellular component: fungal-type vacuole membrane; fungal-type vacuole lumen. Lineage: Eukaryota; Fungi; Ascomycota; Eurotiomycetes; Chaetothyriales; Herpotrichiellaceae. The transcript is spliced from 2 exons.
AUGACAUGUGGUGAUAUCUUCCUGGCUCUGAUAGCCAUUCUCUUCCCCCCAAUCGCAGUCUGGAUCAAGUCCGGCAUCUGCUCUUGUGACUCUCUGAUCAACAUCCUCCUCUGCAUGCUCGGCUACGUCCCUGGUCUUCUGCACGCAUGGUACAUCAUCGCCCGCAACCCCGAGCACGACUAUGAUUACGAAGUCAUUCCCGAUUCCGAGCGAGGUCAAGGCGGGCGAGUCACAUACUAUUACAUCCGCCAUGAAACCGUGCCGCGGCGAGAUUAUGGUACUCAGGCUCAAGCACACAAUCGACCUGCCCCUGCUCCGCCUACGGGUCAGGGCAACAACAGACCGGCUCCACCGCCGCCUUCUAAUCCCACAUCCCAAGCAGAGGAGCCUGCUGGACCAAGUGUAGGCGCAGGAAGCAACGAGCCUGGUGCGCCGCCCAGUUACUCGGAAGUCGUGAAGGGCGAUCACAAGAUCCAGACCCAAGAUUAG